Rhagoletis zephyria (snowberry fruit fly) is the source of this 1449-nucleotide messenger RNA. Lineage: Eukaryota; Metazoa; Arthropoda; Insecta; Diptera; Tephritidae. The record is from RefSeq and is a predicted model, not a curated record.
AUGCCGCCGGGUGAUGUAGAAACUCGAAUUCCCGAAAUUCGCGAGGUGGUGCUCAAGCUGGAGCGCACCGGUGCUCACUCGCACAUUCACGGACUCGGACUUGAUGAUACGCUGAAGCCAAAAGAGAUAGCUGAUGGCAUGGUGGGUCAGCUUGCUGCCCGAAAAGCCGCUGGCAUCAUCGUGCAGAUGAUCAAGGAGGGCAAACUUGCAGGUCGAUCCAUUCUGAUUGCCGGCCAGCCGGGCACUGGAAAAACGGCCAUCGCCACUGGCAUCUCAAAGGCGCUAGACGUCAGCAUUCCCUUUAUUUCGAUGUCUGCCUCGGAAAUAUUUUCACUUGACAUGUCAAAGUCGGAGGCGUUGCAGCAGGCAUUCCGAAAGGCCAUCACCAUUGAGAUUCGCGAAGAGACGGACGUCUUGCAAGGCGAAGUGGUGGAGAUCAUAAUCGACCGCGAUGAUCCAGUGAAGAACGUCCGCACGGGAAAGGUGACCCUGAAGACCACCAGCAUGGAGACGGUCUUUGAGCUGGGCACGAAGAUGCUGGACAACCUGAGAAAGGAGAAAGUCUCCGCCGGCGACAUCAUCUCCAUCAACAAGGCCGACGGCAGCGUCACCAAGCUGGGGCGAAACUUUACCCGCGCGCAGGACUUUGACGCCAUGGGACCGACGCUGAAGUUCAUUCAGUGUCCUGACGGGGAGAUCACCCGACGGGAGACCAUCUGCCACAACGUCAGCCUGCACGAGAUUGACGUCAUCAACUCCCGCCAGCAGGGCUUUCUGGCGCUCUUCUCCGGCGACACGGGCGAAAUCAAGCCGGAGAUUCGCGAGAAGGUGAACGCCAAGCUGUCCGAGUGGCGAGAGGAGGGCAAGGCGAACAUUCGCCCGGGCGUGCUCUUCAUCGACGAGGCGCACAUGCUCGACAUUGAGUGCUUCUCCUUUCUGAACCGAGCCCUCGAGUCGGUCUUUGCGCCCAUUCUCGUGCUGGCCACCAAUCGAGGCAUCACCAAAAUUCGCGGCACCAACUACAAGUCACCGCACGGCUUUCCUUCCGAUUUUCUCGAUCGGCUGGUCAUCAUUCGCACUACACCCUAUACUCAAAAUGAACUGGCGACCAUCCUCAGGAUCAGAGCUGAAGAGGAGGACGUCAGUGUACAUAAGGAUGUAAUCCCUAUCCUCUCGAAAAUUGCCGAUGAAACUAGCCUAAGAUACGCCUGUCAGCUUAUCAUAUCAUCGCAGAUACUGGCAAUGAAGCGAAAAUCUGCCAUAGUUGAAAAGGAAGACGUCAGAAAUGCCUACCAACUGUUCGUCGACGUCAAGCGGUCUGAUAAGUUUAUCAAAAUGUACGAAUCCGAGUUCAUGUUCAGCAGCAGCAGCAACGGGGACAACAGCAAGUCACCUGAAGGAGCAGGGGAGGACCACUUUGUGGACGCCUCUGAGAUGGACAUAGCGUAG